This is a messenger RNA of Aureobasidium pullulans EXF-150, 911 nucleotides long. Its product is annotated as magnesium-dependent phosphatase-1. Gene Ontology annotation, molecular function: acid phosphatase activity. Lineage: Eukaryota; Fungi; Ascomycota; Dothideomycetes; Dothideales; Saccotheciaceae. The transcript has 2 exons. The record is from RefSeq and is a predicted model, not a curated record. Bases 102 to 743 code for a protein of 213 amino acids.
CGAGAAGUCAAGCCCAACUCAAUCCCCAAUCAUUCAAGAUACAGCUCAAAGGCAGAAGAGCAAUACUCUCAUUCGCUGGAAUCAUACUAGCAACAAUCAUCAUGGUCAGAAAGGCAUACAAACCGGUCGAAACAGGCGACGACACGACAACUGCCACGGCUCCGGCGUCGGAAGUCGAGGCGCCCUCAUGUUUCAGCGAUGGACUACCGCUGCCUCAAGUCAUGGUAUUCGAUUUGGAUUACACUCUCUGGCCGUUCUGGGUAGACACCCAUGUUACAGGGCCGCUCAAGCCCACCAAGGAUGGCCUUGUCGUCAAGGACCGCUAUAACGACUCAUACGGCUUCUACCCUGAUGUAGCCGCUAUUCUUGUUGCAAUCAAAGAGAAGAACCUGACGCUAUGCGCCGCAUCACGAACCCAAGCCCCAGAACUCGCUCGCGAGAUGCUCUCCUACCUUCACGUCCCGACCUCGCCUUCCUCAUCUUCCUCACCAAAAGCCCUCUCCGUAUUCGAUGAGCUGGAAAUCUAUCCUGGAGACAAGAAGACGCAUUUCUCGCGCAUACACAAGAGAACGAAUAUACCAUAUGAGGAAAUGCUCUUUUUUGACGACGAGUCAAGGAACAAGAAUGUCGAGACGCUGGGUGUGGUUAUGAAAUUGGUAAGAGACGGUGUAAGCAGGAAAGAGGUCGAUGCUGGUGUCAAGUUGUGGAGAGAAAGGAAUCAUAGGAUGAAGAAGGAGGACUAGAUUGCUGUGACCUCUUAUACUGUCCUCUCCAGCAACCCACCGACCUCAAUUCUCUCAAGCUGAUGCUUUAUGAUAAGAUGCAUCAUUCCGAAUUUUGACAAAAUCUUCCAUGUCUAAUACUGCGGGGGUCACCCUGUCUCUGGUUUUCCUCAAACCGCGACGUCGCCC